AUGAGCACUCAAGACUUGAAAGAAAAUGCGUCAACAAGCGCUGGGGACCAUGGCGACACGACAGACCUCGGCUUGCUCGUUGGCUUGGAUGAGGAAACAUUUGGAGCUAGAGUCCCAGCGAUCCUCUCAUCCGCCAGCCAAGCCAUCUUCAAGUCUCACCAGUGCAAACCUCCCGGAAUCGAAGCGAUCCGAUCACGCGCAACGGAAGCUCCAACAGUGGCUGCCGUCUCCGACAUCAUCAAAUCACCGAUAAAGGACCAAGACGGCUUUUACCUUGCCUGGACAGCCCUCAACGAAGUCGUCGUCGACCUGCCUCUUGAGGAGCUUCACCACUAUCGUCCGGCCUUGAAAGCGGUAUCCGAAACAACCGCCUCCGACACGACGGCGUCGCACUACCAAGGUGCGACGGGCCUACGCAGCGAAGCAGCAUCGCUCAUCCGCUUCAUGGACGAUCCGACGGCGGUGUGGGUUCCCCAAACAAAGAGCGACUACAUCGCCGAGCGCACUCUCCAAGAACGUGUAAAAACCGCAGACGAGAUGCGCCCGCACGUCCCGGGUCUGCUCGGCUGGCUCGCCGACCCAAACUGGCCCCCGUUCCGUGGCUGUCGGGCCCAGCUGGCCAGGUUCCCGGAGGUGACGGUGGGGCCGAUCGGGCAGCUCAUCGAGAAGGAGAGAGGAGACGGAGGGUGGAUCGCGAGUCUUCUCGAAUUUUUAGAUGAGUGCGUGCCCUUGAGCAUGUGUGAGGAGCUCAAGCCGAGGGUCAAGGCUCUUGUGGAAGAGGCUAAAGGGGACGAGGACGAUUGGGAGGUUUCGGACUUGGCGAGUCAAUGGUUAGAGAAGCUAGAGAAAGCCUGA
Molecule: messenger RNA, 855 nt
Organism: Fusarium falciforme
Lineage: Eukaryota; Fungi; Ascomycota; Sordariomycetes; Hypocreales; Nectriaceae
Product: DUF5071 domain-containing protein
Exons: 1
Coding region: 1-855 (284 amino acids)
Source: RefSeq, a predicted model, not a curated record